Eutrema salsugineum is the source of this 1151-nucleotide messenger RNA. RefSeq lists its product as uncharacterized. The record is from RefSeq and is a predicted model, not a curated record. NCBI's taxonomy places the organism in Eukaryota, Viridiplantae, Streptophyta, Magnoliopsida, Brassicales, Brassicaceae. Bases 34 to 1029 code for a protein of 331 amino acids. The transcript has a single exon.
AUAUGUAAAAUUGCCCAUAAUUUAAGAGCAGACAUGGCUAAGGAGCUUGUUUCUCUCCAACUUCUCCCACCACAAUUUCACAUUCCACGCCAUUUCAUUGCCCUUUCUUCUCCUUCAACCCUCAAUCUCCGCCCCAAACCACCGCAAAACCCAAUCUUUAUCCGCCGAGCAACCACCCAAUCUCACCGCCACAAAACUUCCAACGACGACGACGCAAUCCCAGCCAACGAAGUGAAAACCAUCGCGAAAUUCAAAUCCCGCCACAAUUACAUAAGAGUCAUUGAAGUUUCCCGAAAAACAGAGCACCCUCUCGCCGGCUCACGCCUCCUCCUCCUCGAUAAUCCCGGUAACAUCCACAGCAUCUCUUUCCUCCUUAAAACUUUAACCGACAGUUACUUCGACGUCUUCGCUACCCUGCCUCCGAUUAUCCCUCCCGGACCCAUCGGCGUUCUCGGAUUCGGAGCCGGUUCAACAGCCAGAUUGAUUCUCGAGCUUUACCCUCCCGAAAUCACCGUCCAUGGCUGGGAAAUCGACCCUUGUGUAAUCGACGUCGGAAGAGAGUAUUUUGGCCUCUCUAAGCUCGAGAGGGAUCACAAAGACAGGAUUUUUAUCAACAUUGGAGACGCCUUGAACGCUAGCGUCAAAACCGGGUUUUCGGGUAUUUUAGUUGAUCUUUUUAGUGAAGGGAGUGUGAUCGAAGAGCUCCAAGAUCCAAAAGUGUGGAAGAGUUUGAAAAGCAGGUUGAGGAAGAGAGGGAGGAUUAUGGUGAAUGUUGGAGGAAGAUGUGUGGAAGCUGAGGAUUCAGAGAGAGAUGGGGAUUUGGUUAUGGAGGAAACGUUGAAAGCAAUGAGCCAGGUUUUUGGUGAUAAGCUCUUUGUUCUAACGCUCGGGAAUGGUAAUGAUAGCUCCCUGGCUCUAACCGGUGAUUUACCCGAUCUUGAUGCGUGGAAGAAGAGACUCCCACUUCCCGAAUUGCGCAGCUUUGUUGAUAUGUGGAAACCUUUUACAAAAUUCAGAUUGAAAUAUUAAGCCUUUAUGAUAUUGCUUGUGAUAAUUAGUGUAAAGUAAUGCUGCAAUGUGUUUUUGCUCUCUCAUUUUGGAUCAUGCCAAGCUAUGAAAUUUGAUUAGCUCAUACACAAAACUUUGUUGGC